AACCAACACAUCUCUAGGGUUCUGCGCGGAGCCCUUAACCUAUCACCCCUCUUGGUAUUUUGUCUUACCCAAGCGCAGCAUACUUAUCCUAACCUUUCUAUUUCGCCCCUUCAACGAGAGUCACAUCUUAGGUUGACCGAAUUCCUAACUUGGUCGUAUCUAGUCGGGAGCCAUGUUCUGGAGUCACGAAAUUCUCACAAGCCGCCAGCAUGGCGUUGCGACCGUCUGGUUGGUAUCUACUAUCGGCUUUAGAUCAGCGCACCGUAAGAUAUCGCGCAAGGCUAUCCAGGAGGUCGACGUUCAGAAGGCAUGCGAGACCAUCCUCCAACCUGGGGCCCCAAUCGCGCUGCGCCUCCAGGGCAGCCUACUCUAUGGCGUCUCGAGAGUCUACUCCCAGCAGUGCACGUACGUGCUCACCGACGCCGAGAAAGUCCAAACCACUAUGAGGACCUUGUACGGCGUCUUGGGUGGUGACGAAAACGCCUUAGACCCCCAAGCAGGAAAGGCCAAGCGUGACCAGAUCACUCUACCCAACGACCCGAACUUUGACCUCACCAUCAAACUUCCUGCCUUCCACUUCGACGGUGACGGAAACUUGAUUCCACCUCACGAAAGUCAAGCCUCGGGCAAGACAUCGUCUCAGUUUUCGCCAAUGCAGCUAGACCAUUCAAGCCCCGGCGGCGGCGCCUCCUUCAUCGGUAGACUUGAUCUCCCUCCGUCGCCGUUUAGACAAGGAAGCUCUCAGCUCCUAUCGCCCUUCGGAUUGGGCAGCGCAAUAUCGCAACAAAAGGAUCCCGAGAAUAAUUUGGUCCAUUUGCGGGACGACGAGGAGGAGCUUCAAGUGGUCGAUGACUGGGGAAUUGAGAUUGAUGCUGAAGGAAAUGUCAUGGAGAUAGUAGAGGAACCGGAGCUACCACAACUUCCACGCCCAGAAGGCGCUCAUCGGGACAAUCAUAUCCAUGAAGACGAGGAACCUUUCCUAGUCAUCGACGACCAAGGCGACGUCGUCAUGGCCAUUGACGCUGCGGAAGCUGUUUUGCCACACGCCGAAGCAACUCAUCCACAGCCAGAGGGUAUAGAGCUGCAAUUGGCGGAAGAAUAUGACUUGAGCUCGGAGAGAGCUAGAGUGUCUGCCCAAAAGCGACGAAGACGCGCGUUGCUGGCUCCCGAUCACGAAACUCAGCUGAGCCGCCAAGAGAUCAAGUCCUGGAGCGCCGAAUAUCUUGCGACGGCCGAGACUAAGCGAGCUCGCCGAGCACGCCAUAGGACCACUGCCGCUGAUGCUAGGGUGAACGCUUUCCAGUACGUGUUUGGCCGCGGCGUGGCAAACGUUGGGUCUCCCACGGGGAUCCCUGACUUCUCCCACCCACUGGCACGCAUAUUUGCCGGCAACAGCCUCCAAACGGUACUCUUGAGCUCCAUUGUUGAAGAGGAGGACGAAUAUGAGGCCCCGCGAGGCCGCCGUCGUUCAGCCCUCGAGGCACUAGAGCUGGAGGGUGAGGACGAAGAACGGCGAGUUCGACGCCGCAUCAGCGAAGAUGCCGAGCUGCAAGCUGGCCAGGGUGUUCAGAGAGGAGCAGUACUUGGCAGUGAUGGUCAUCUAAUCAUAGACCCCGAGGAAGAAAGAGAGGUCGGCAGAGAAGCGGGCUCUAACUUGCCCGACCUCCCGUCUGAAGUGCCCUGGAACCGACACUCAUCGCAAGUACCGAGCUCUUCAGUCAAAGGCGGCGGCAGGUCGAAGCUCGGUCAUUCGGCGUCGGGUCGCCAAGUCAGCGCCAGCCCCUUGCGCAACCGUGGCAACACCCUCCUACCCGAGAUCGAACGCUUUAGCGAUUCUCAACCUGCCUAUGAAUCCGAUGGCGUCGGCCCGGCGUUUCAUUCGGCAAAUACAUUCUCAGACCCCAUCAUUGAGAGCAUGGGCUCGCAGGAUCGCCAGAAGAAGAAUCAAGGCGAGGCAAACACUUCGCAGGUGACGCAAGACACCCUGGAUCACGAAGGCCUCAACUUUGUGGGCUUUGUACAGGCAGUAGCACUCGACAAAGGAGACGCAGACGACAACGACACCGAUGAAGAUGACAACACCGGCGGAACUGAUCGCCGGAAGUGGGUGGGCUUUGAAGAGCUGUUCGAGCCAGCCGACCAAAAGCGUGCCGUCGUGGCGCAGGCUUUCUACCAAGUCCUCUCGCUCGCAACUAAGAACAUCAUCAAAGUCCGCCAAGAGGGCGAGAUCAAUGUGCCAUUUGGCCCGAUUCACGUAGGCGUCACGAUGCCGCCGAUCGACGAGUAAAGAAAGGGGCUCGAUAAGAAGACUCGCAAACAUCACCGUCACAUUCCCAAACACCCAU
This is a messenger RNA of Lasiosphaeria miniovina, 2345 nucleotides long. Its product is annotated as Rec8 like protein-domain-containing protein. Bases 173 to 2287 code for a protein of 704 amino acids. Gene Ontology annotation, biological process: mitotic sister chromatid cohesion. The transcript has 4 exons. Lineage: Eukaryota; Fungi; Ascomycota; Sordariomycetes; Sordariales; Lasiosphaeriaceae. Gene Ontology annotation, cellular component: mitotic cohesin complex. The record is from RefSeq and is a predicted model, not a curated record. Gene Ontology annotation, molecular function: protein binding; chromatin binding.